AUGGAGAACAUCGAGCACACAACAGUGGCCACAAAUGGCAUAAAUAUGCACAUAGCAUCAAUAGGAACAGGCCCAGUAAUCUUGUUCCUCCACGGCUUCCCGGAGCUAUGGUAUUCAUGGCGCCACCAACUCCUCUCUCUCUCUUCCCUCGGUUACCGUUGCAUUGCUCCCGAUCUUCGUGGCUAUGGAGACACCGAUGCUCCCGCAUCAGUGGGUGAGUACACUGGGUUCCACAUCGUUGGCGACUUGAUCGGACUUCUUGACUCGCUGGGGAUCGAUUUGGUGUUUUUGGUUGGUCAUGACUGGGGGGCCAUGAUUGCUUGGAAUUUUUGCACGAUUAGACCUGACAGAGUGAAGGCUUUGGUCAACACUAGCGUCCCGUUCUUGCCAAGAAACCCGCAAGUAAAUCCUGUGCAGUGGCUUAGAGCUUUGUUUGGAGACGACUACUACUUGUGCAGAUUCCAGAAUAAAAAUAUCUCCUCAAACACUUUGUAUUUGGUUGAUGCAAUCAUGUGUUCUGCUUGGGUUGUUAGGGGUUUUACAAGGCAAAAGAUACGUGACAACGCCAUUGAAGGGAAUUGGCGAAGUAUGGGGAAGUCUGAAUUGAAUUGGGGAUUAAUUCAAUUAGGGCUUGAAGAACCUGGAGAAGCUGAAGAAGAAUUUGCGCAAGUUGAUACCACAAGGCUGAUGAUUAAAUUUCUUACGAAUUUCGGUCCAAAUCCACCUAUUAUACCUAAAGGAGUAGGAGUCAAGGCGUUGCCAGAUCCUCCAAGUUUGCCUGCUUGGCUGUCGGAAGAAGAUAUCAACUAUUAUGCGGGAAAAUUUAACCGUAAAGGUUUCACUGGAGGACUGAAUUGUUAUCGAGCCAUCAACAUAACCUGGGAGCUAAUGGCGCCUUGGACAGGGAUACAAAUCAAAGUUCCAGUUAAGUUUAUUAUAGGCGAUCUGGACCUUCUCUACCAUAUUCCAGGUCUCAAGGACCAUAUACACAGUGGUGGCUUCAACAAAGAUGUACCGCUUUUGGAAGAGGUGGUUGUUAUGGAGGGAGUAGCUCAUUUUCUUCAACAAGAAAAGCCAGAGGAAGUCAGCAAACACAUCUAUGACUUCAUAAAAAAGUUCUGA
Molecule: messenger RNA, 1122 nt
Organism: Dovyalis caffra
Lineage: Eukaryota; Viridiplantae; Streptophyta; Magnoliopsida; Malpighiales; Salicaceae
Source: the annotation of a GenBank genome assembly